AUGGCUGCGUCCACUGCCUCCAGUUCUGUCCUGCAAGAUCCUAAUCGAAAAGAUUCACUCGAUCCCAGGAACGACAUAGUAGUUCAAGAAGACCACUACAUCGGCAUCGAUGUAGGAACAGGAAGCGCAAGAGCCUGUAUCAUAAAUUCAAAGGGCGACAUUGUGGGAUUGGCAUCGAAGAAUAUUGGAUUGUGGCAGCCCCAAACAGGUUACUAUGAACAAUCUACAAGUGAUAUAUGGCGUUGCAUCUGUGACAGCGUCAAGCAAGCCGUUACUCAGAACAACGUCAAUGUCAACUCGAUAAAGGGUAUUGGCUUUGAUGCUACCUGCUCCCUCGCUGUCUUCACCCACGACACAGACGAACCAGUCUCAGUGAGUGGGCCGAAUUUCGACAAGUCCGGCAACGACCACAAUGUGGUACUUUGGCUAGAUCAUCGACCUGACGAAGAGACCAAGAAGAUAAACGCCACGAAACAUAACCUCCUGAGAUAUGUCGGUGGGACCAUGAGUAUAGAGAUGGAAAUACCAAAAGUUUUGUGGCUGAAGAACAAUAUGCCCCGAGAGCUGUUCGACCGCUGCAAAUUUUACGACCUGACCGAUGCUCUGGAGCACUUGGCCACUGGCAACGAGAAGAGGAGCUACUGCAGUGUGGUCUGCAAACAAGGUUUUGUGCCUGUAGGCGUAGAUGGCAGUGUGAAAGGUUGGCAGGAAGACUUCUUAAAGGAAGUUGGUCUUGAAGACCUCUGUGAGGACAACUUUAAGCGCCUGGGAGGUGUCGAUGGAGUAAACGGAGAGUAUCUCUCCGCUGGUGAACUCGCUGGCGUCCUAUGCGAACGAGCAGCAACAGAGCUUGGUCUGCCUCCUGGCAUCGCAAUCGGUUCUGGAGUCAUCGAUGCCUAUGCUGGCUGGAUCGGCACUGUGGGAGCCAAGGUAAAGUUGUCAGAUGACCAGCUCGACACCGACAUUCCUAAAAACGACCAAGCACAAGCCUUCCACAGAUUAGCGGCGGUAGCAGGCACCUCGACCUGCCAUCUCGUCAUGUCCAAAGAGCCAGUCUUCGUCAACGGUGUCUGGGGUCCAUACCGAGACAGCAUCAUACCCGAUUACUGGAUGGCCGAGGGUGGCCAGUCUGCCACUGGUGAACUUCUCAAACAUGUGCUAGAAACACACCCUGCAUAUUCCCAAGCACUUUCGUCCGCCGAGUCACUCAACACGAACGUCUACGAUUAUCUGAACCAACAUCUUCUCGACCUAAAAGAAGCUCGCAACGCUCCGUCGUUAGCACAUCUCGGCAAGCACUUCUUCUUCUACGGCGAUCUAUUCGGCAACAGGUCUCCAAUCGCCGAUCCAAGCAUGUCAGGCAGCGUGGUCGGUCUAUCCUCAGAUAAAUCCAUCGACGGCCUCGCCCUCUACUACUAUGGCACAAUGGAGUUCAUAGCUCUGCAAACACUCCAGAUCGUCUCAACCAUGAACAAAGCUGGCCACCAAAUCACAUCCAUCUUCAUGUCCGGCUCGCAAUGCCAGAACGAGGUCCUCAUGUCCCUCAUCAGCACAGCAUGUGAUAUGCCAGUCCUGAUACCGAGAUACGUACACGCGGCUGUCUGUCACGGCGCUGCUAUGCUAGGUGCCAAGGCCGCUUCGGCUGAUGCAAAUGGCAAGACUGAAGAUUUGUGGAGUAUCAUGGAUCGCAUGAGUAAACCUGGUAAGACUGUGAAGCCUACGCCGACGAAGGGUGUCAAGGAGUUGUUGGAUGUUAAGUAUACUGUCUUUUUGGAGCAGUGUGAGCGACAGAGGGAGUUCAGGAAAAUGGUGGACGAUGUUGUCAGUAAGACGACUUAA
This is a messenger RNA of Lithohypha guttulata, 1839 nucleotides long. RefSeq lists its product as uncharacterized. The record is from RefSeq and is a predicted model, not a curated record. The transcript is spliced from 3 exons. Gene Ontology annotation, molecular function: D-ribulokinase activity. NCBI's taxonomy places the organism in Eukaryota, Fungi, Ascomycota, Eurotiomycetes, Chaetothyriales, Trichomeriaceae. Gene Ontology annotation, cellular component: cytoplasm. The coding region runs from base 1 to 1839 and encodes 612 amino acids. Gene Ontology annotation, biological process: pentose metabolic process; carbohydrate phosphorylation.